AUGUCCCAGCAUAUGCAGUUCAACAAUGGCUCGGGCGGCAGCUCGACCAUGGUCAUGGAAAUGCCCAGGCUAUCUACCCAACGGGAAAACUCAGACAAACAUGCCCGUGAGACGGUCGAAGACACAUCAGCAGGUGCCCUACCGUCUCCGACCACCGCUGUAAUUCAACUGCAGAAAUGGAAUUCCCCAAAAAUCAAUGGCUGGCGCUGUUUUGCCUGCUUUUACUGCUUCAUCAUUCUCGGAGCAAAUGAUGCUGCAUAUGGUGCUCUCAUUCCAUAUCUCGAAGAAUACUAUAAGAUCAACUACACAGUGAUAUCGCUGGUGUUCCUCAGUCCGGUUAUUGGCUACGCAACCGCGGCAAUUUUGAACAAUCAUAUUCAUACCGUCUAUGGUCAGCGGGGGGUUGCUACCAUAAUGAGUGUUUCACACUUGGUAGCUUAUGUGGUGAUUUGUCUUCAUCCUCCUUAUCCUGUCCUCGUGGUGGUAUUCAUUCUCUCAGGAUUUGGCAAUGGAUUAGGUGAUAGCGGAUGGAACGCCUGGAUAGGCGAUAUGGCCAACGCCAAUGAAGUUUUGGGCUUCCUCCAUGCCUUUUAUGGCUUGGGUGCAGCCCUCUCCCCUCUCAUCGCCACAGCCCUGAUCACUCAAGCGGGUUGGCAUUGGUAUCAAUUCUACUAUCUCAUGGUUGGGGCUGCAGCCAUUGAAGUUUUUGUUCUAACCGGUGCGUUCUGGAAAGCUGAUGGACAGGCAUACAGAGCCGAGCAUCCACAUACCGCUGGAGACAUUGAUUCCGGUACAAACACCCCCCCUGCCGCUGAUUCGGCCACCUCUUCUGCUCAGGGAGGCAAGCCACGCGGAUUUCUUGCCAGAUUCAGACCCUCCAGCACAGGCAAAAACCCGAAUAGUAGCAAGAGCAAAACGGCUGAGGCGGUCAAAAACAAAGUCACAAUACUCACAGCGGUUUUCCUACUUAUUUAUGUCGGUAUUGAGGUCAGCAUUGGCGGCUGGAUCGUUACCUUCAUGUUGAAUGUCCGCAAAGGAUCACCCUUUGCCUCUGGAAUGGUUUCGACCGGAUUCUGGCUGGGUAUCACUGUGGGCCGGCUCGUCCUCGGGUUUGUCACCGGACGCCUCUUCAAGACAGAGAAGCACGCAGUUGCGACUUAUAUCGUCCUCAGUGUGGGUUUACAACUGAUGUUUUGGUUUAUUCCCAAUUUUCUUGUCAGUGCCGUCAUGGUCAGUCUGGUUGGAUUCUUCAUGGCGCCUCUUUUCCCCGCGGGGGUUGUUGCACUCACCAAACUGCUUCCGAAGAGACUUCACGUGGCUGCCGUGGGGUUUGCAGCCGCCGUUGGAGCAAGUGGUGCCUGUAUCUUACCAUUUGCUGUCGGCGCCAUCGCCAAUGUGGCCGGAGUGAAGGUCCUCCAGCCCAUCAUUCUUGGGGCGAUGGUUCUGAUGCUAGCAGUAUGGCUUUUCAUUCCCAAAUUGCCCAAGCAGAGGUUGUCUUGA
Messenger RNA from Exophiala bonariae, 1500 nucleotides. RefSeq lists its product as uncharacterized. Gene Ontology annotation, biological process: transmembrane transport. NCBI's taxonomy places the organism in Eukaryota, Fungi, Ascomycota, Eurotiomycetes, Chaetothyriales, Herpotrichiellaceae. The record is from RefSeq and is a predicted model, not a curated record. Gene Ontology annotation, molecular function: transmembrane transporter activity. The coding region runs from base 1 to 1500 and encodes 499 amino acids. Gene Ontology annotation, cellular component: membrane. The transcript has 3 exons.